AACACGUAGUUGCUGUUUUAGUCAGUGUGCAGCUGGCAUUGGGCGCAUCAUCAUAAACGACCUUGCAACAGAACAAAACAGUCUGCUCGUGACUCAAUGCAAAUUCACUUUUACUUAAGACACACUGUACUUACAACUUACAUUUAACGCGGCUUAGUCGAGAGCGAAAGUAUGUUUUUGUUUGUGAGAGAGAGAGAGGUGGAGAGACAGAGAGUGCUGCUCUCAGCUGAUAUCUAAUCAAAACAAAUAAUGCCUCAACCCACGGCCUGCGGCUUGAAUCAUUCACGUUAGUUCCAAUUCGACUUCGAAAAGUGCUCGUGGUUAACUGUUCAUUUCGCAGCGCCGCCGAAUUCGAAUAAGAAACAAUUCGCAGCAGUGCAUGUAAUUAAAUACUUAAAGUGUUUUGUGCAUUUGAUUGCAAUUGAUCAAAGAAAAAUCAACACAGACAUAAAAAAUAUUAAUUUCAAUAAAUAACUACGUGUACAGCAUGAAGUGCAAGCUUUUGCUGCUGCUUCUCAGCAUGGCAGCUCUGCUGCUGAGCCUGGGGGUUGCCCAGCACGAGGAUAUACCCUACCAGCCUGUGGCUAACAUCUGCGAGACAUGCACCUGCCUGAGUGCCCAGGACAAUAACCAUCGCCUGCACCAGACACUCAAUUGUGCGAUGAAGAACUUUGGCCACAUUCUGGCGCGCUGGCCGCCGGAGUUUGGCACCCAGCAUGCGGGCAUGGAGAUUGUCGCUUCGUAUUCGGGCAACAAUAUUCGGCUGCUGCAGCAGCUGCCGGCGACGAAUGCAACGCUGACCUUUUCGUGCCGCCACUGUGGCAUGCAGCAGCUGCAGGAGCCGCUCUUCAUGGACGUGCCCAACGUGGAGGGUCUGUACCUCAGCUGGAACGAGAUCGCAGAUGACGCUCUGAAGCCGGAACUGUUUCGCGGCCCCUUCAAUGCCACCAGAUAUGAGCCCAUUGCACUGAAGGAUCUUGAUCUCAGCCACAAUCGCAUAUCUCGCCUGGAUCGCAAGCUCUUCGAGCACACGCCACAGCUGCGCAAGCUGGCGCUGGCCUAUAAUCGACUCAGUGUGCUGGAUGCGGCCACCACAGCCUCGCUGGCGUCGAUCACAAAUCUGGAGCGCUUGGAUCUGUCGCACAACGGUCUGUUAGCGCUGCCCGCCGAGCUCUUUCCACACCUUAACAAUCUCCAUCAGCUGGACAUUUCUGGCAAUGAGUUUGCCGUGAUGCCAGCCAGCAUACAGCAGCUGGGCAAGAGUUUGCUGCACUUAAAUCUGGCGGGCAAUCCUCUGGCCAAAAUUGGGGCACACAGUUUUCAGCAGCUGGACGCACUGCGUCGCCUGAACAUCAGUGAAAUGUUCAUGCUGCGCACCAUUGAGCCGAGCGCCUUGCAGCUGCCUGCCUUGGAGCAGCUGGACUGCGCACGCAAUCCCAAACUGGAGCGCCUGGAGCUGUCGGAUCUGCUGCAUAGCCGCAAUCUGACACAGCUGGACAUCUCGCAGAAUGCCCUGACCACACUCACGCUGAACGUGAGCGGCAACGCAACCAAUGCGAGUUGGCCGCGCCUGCGCAGCUUGGCCAUUGCCGGCAAUCCCUGGUACUGCAGCUGCGAUCUGCUGCAGGCGCUAGAGCAUGCCGGUGCACCGCAGGUGCUGCUCCAGCCGGCCAGUGCUGUGGCCCGCUGCGAUACGCCCUAUCUGCUGGCCGGUCUGCCGCUGACCAAUUUGACGGCGGAGCAAAUCUGCAAUAUGGUCAUACCCAAGAAGUAUCGCGCCGUCGAGGAUGAUCCGCCACGAUUUCUGCGUCGUCGCUACAUAAUCCUCACUGUCAUCAUUGCCAGCGUUGUGGUUGUCGCCGGCCUGAUCAUUGGCUUCAUUGUGGUCUGCGUGCGACGCCGUCUCAAGGGCAACGACUACGGCGUCCAGCCCAUACGCUACACCAGCGUGCGCGGCAGCAAUCUGUCCGCCUUCUCGCAGCUGCAGCCGGCUUCAGUUACCAGCAAAUUCAAUAAUGCCGCCGCCAAUGCAGGCACCACAACGGGUGCACCCAAUGCCUGAGCGGGCUCCUUGUUUUUUCUUCACUUUUUUUUUUGCCCCUGCUGCACGUACCAUGAGCCAAAGAUGUCCACGAAAGUGUUGCAGCCACUACAAAAACAAAGACUUUGCGUGCAUGUUUAUACUGUAUAUAUACAUAGAUACAUACAUAUAUAUACAUAUGUAUAUUUAAAUCGAAACUCCCCUGGAGGAGUCCUGCCACCAUAUCCCUAGUGUCUAGUGUUGCCAUCGCUGUUUGUAUUGUACUUAAGUUUCGAUAGGUUUUAAUUACUGUGAAAUAAAAUGCAUUUUUAUAAA
Messenger RNA from Drosophila montana, 2356 nucleotides. RefSeq names its product leucine-rich repeat neuronal protein 2. Lineage: Eukaryota; Metazoa; Arthropoda; Insecta; Diptera; Drosophilidae. Bases 488 to 2062 code for a protein of 524 amino acids. The record is from RefSeq and is a predicted model, not a curated record. Gene Ontology annotation, molecular function: protein binding. The transcript has 2 exons. Gene Ontology annotation, cellular component: membrane.